Plasmodium fragile is the source of this 1440-nucleotide messenger RNA. RefSeq lists its product as uncharacterized. The transcript has a single exon. The coding region runs from base 1 to 1440 and encodes 479 amino acids. NCBI's taxonomy places the organism in Eukaryota, Apicomplexa, Aconoidasida, Haemosporida, Plasmodiidae. The record is from RefSeq and is a predicted model, not a curated record.
AUGACAGAGGGGAGGUCCCCAAACGGUGAUGUGGAAAGGAUUGGGAAAUUUUCCCCAACGGAAAACUCGAAGAAGUGUAAAUGCACUUAUAAAAGAAGAGAACUGGAGGGAGGUCCAGAAGAAGAAUGGGGAGACGAACAGGACAGGAGUUUAAAAAAAAUAAAUUCUAAUAAGAGCAUUUCGGCAGAGACAAAACCACCUGACCUUGUCAUACAUUAUUAUUACGCAUGGGAGGACAUCCCAACAGUUAACAAAUUGCCUUAUGGUUUAAUUGGUAAAGAAAAAAAUGCUCUUUGGCAGCGUUACGUGCACAAUGUGGGUAUCGGUGGGGGAGGUAACAUUUGUAAUGAGCCAGCCCAGGGGGGAGAAUUGAAUGUGAAGUGUGAGGUGGUUGAAAUGACAAGGGAGGUCAGAUUGACUGAUGGUACGCAGGAUGCUGAACCUAUUGUGGGAGAGGUGCACAGCGGGGAGGAAGACUUCGUGGCAACCCUCAUAUAUGAAGACAUAGUGGAGUACAUUCACAAAAUUAAGAAAAGGGGAUCCAAGUUGAGGUGCACUAGUGAGCACGUAGAGGCAAACAAGACAAACGAAACACACACAGUGGGAAGUGUACGUAAUGAUUCCACCACGGGGUAUCCCCACCACAGUGUCGACCAGCAGGAUGGAGAAGCCAGCUGGGUAGAUGAUUUUGUAACCCUAACUAACGUAGAAAUAUUGGCAAAAAAUACGAAAAUAUUUUUAGCCUGGGAAAAGUUGGAGGUUGUCCUUCCAUACAUAACGACCCAGUGUGGGAGUCCCCGAUCCUGUUUGAGUAAAAAAAGUUUUUUAACAAUGAAGCAUUUGUGUAGAAGCAUUAAGGAUUAUAAAGUAAACGUGUGUCGAUAUUUCGUAAAGUCCUUCCCCCAUGUGGUUCGCAAGAUGGACUCCAAGAAUCACUUCCUAGAUGAGUGUGUCUUUCAGCUGAUUCAUAAUUUUAUAAAAUAUAGCAGUGGGGUGAAUGACUACGAAAUGCUUAGAGUGAUGUGUUCCUUUUCAGAUAAUAAAAAUGCGUGUAUUAUAAAAAAAUUAUCUUUUUUUGUAUUGUUAUUUUUAAAGAAUUUGUCCACAAGUGAGUUGGUGAGUCUACCUAUUCGAGACUUCGCACCGAGCUUCUUACACUUUAUGAAUGCCAAACUCGAGGAGACUAAAAGGUAUAUGAAGCAGACCUUUACACUUCUCUUGACCGUACAUAAUGAGGACGACUUAGUUUCUUUCCUUUUAGAUGGGGCCCCCCAAAAGGGAAAUGUAUCGUCCCUGGAGCGGGAGAUACGGGCCUUCGUGCGGAGUAGAAACUGCGGUGACGCGUGCGAACCUCUCAGGAAGAAGUAUGCCACGUUUCACCAGUUCAGAAAUGCAAAAUCGCUCAGCAAGGCUCACAAGACGUCCUCCUUCGCUUUGUAG